Molecule: messenger RNA, 1156 nt
Organism: Exaiptasia diaphana
Lineage: Eukaryota; Metazoa; Cnidaria; Anthozoa; Actiniaria; Aiptasiidae
Product: oncoprotein-induced transcript 3 protein
Exons: 4
Coding region: 1-1038 (345 amino acids)
Cellular component (GO): cell surface
Source: RefSeq, a predicted model, not a curated record
AUGACUGGCUCAGGCGCAGCUUCAAAAACCAACAACUAUGUGGGCCUUUGGUGUCAUCUAAUGACUGCUUGCAAAGGAGAUAAUUUCAAAGUUAAAAAUUUGCGGSCARUACGAAAYAGGAAUCCCAAUAACCAGCUCAAGUGCUYYARCAAUCAYAUGCAGAUAAAAAUACCCAAAAMAUCGCUGCMUUUUGCACUCGCUAAGGACUUACGACUGAACAAACCGUCUUGUCGCGCUACUGARGAUAACAAGAACUUCUACCUCAAGACAGGCUUUGAYCAGUGUGGAACCAAGAUCAGCAAAACCACCAAAACGAUCACCUAUAGCAACCAUGUACUUGGACGACCGCUGAACAAUAGUGCAGUCAUCAGCCGCAUUCAUGACAUCAACAUAACGAUAUCGUGUUCGUAUCCACGUCAACGWGAAAUGACGUCAUCGCAUAUACAGCCCAAUAAAACCAAAUACGUCAGCGCAUUCCAUUCCAAGGGCAAGUUCAACUUCACUUUGAAUYUGUUUCCCAGCAGCCAGUUCAAGAAACCAUACAAGAAGUUUCCUGUUGAGUUGCAUUUGCGUCAAGUGAUUUAUGUCGAGGUGGCUGUGAAGUCUGCSAGGAAAGAGCUGUCAGUAUUGGCUCAGCAAUGCUAUGCUACCCCCUCUAAGAAGAAUGGUCGCGGUGCACUCAAACAUUGGUUGAUCAAAAAUGGUUGCGCCAUGGAUUCAACGCURAAGUACCUCAGGUCACCCACUAAAAAUGUGCAGAGGUUUAGURUCCAGGGUUUUCAUUUUCUCGGUAAACACCGCCAUGUCUAUUUUCACUGUCACGUGAUUGCCUGUAACGGAAAUGACGCCAAAAGUGUGUGCUCACGUGGUUGUGACAAGAAAAAGAUCGGCAAGCGCAAUGCGGAAGUCACUGAUGCAGCAGUUAUGCUUUCCCGAGGACCACUCGCUACCAGAGACACUGACAAGAUAGCAGAGGUGCUUGGUCACAAGAUUCAUCCCCAGUCACAAGAUAAUUCAGUGAUCGUGGAACUUCCCUGAGCAAAGACCAUCUAGACGUACUCAAGAUGCCUUGUAAGGAAAAUAGGGUUAAAAAAUAGUAGAUUAACUGUCAUAUACAGUAAAUUGCAUUUAAUAUAAGGGAUGCACGAUGGUCUGU